GUGAAACAAACUUUGACGAUAUCUGUCACAUUGACCCAAUUUGAACUUCUAUAAUACAAAUUAGAAAUUAUUUCUGAGGAGUAAGUUCAGAUUUGAAGUUGAAAAACAUUUUUUUUUUCUUUUUUUUCAUAAAAAUGCCGUUCAUCAAGCUGCAGACCUCUGAUAAUGUCAUUUUUAACAUAGAUUUGGAUUUAAUCAUGUGCUCGGGCACUAUUAAGGGUAUGCUGCAGAGUUGCAGUGGAGAGGAUGAAGUUGUGCCAUUGCCAAAAGUGAGAUCGGGGAUUCUAACCAAAAUUCUUGAAUGGGCCGAGUUCCAUCGCAAGGAGUUUAGUGAAAACACUGAAGAAGAGGAUGAGGAGUCUACUGAUGUGGUAUCAAAAUGGGAUAGCGAAUUUAUUAAGGUUGAUCAAAGCAUUCUUUUCGAGCUAAUUACGGUUGCCAAUUUUCUAAACAUUGACGGCUUAAUGCAGUUAGCCUGCAAGACUGUCGCUAAUAUGAUAAAGGAAAAGACCACGGAACAAAUACGCACGAUUUUUAACAUCCAAAAUGUCCUGUCAAACUCGGAAGAACGAGUAAAUGAAUUGGUAGAAAAUCAGAAAUAAUUAUAUUUUAACCUAUAUUUGGACAUAAAAGAAUAAAUUAAUCAGAUUAUAUUAAA
Molecule: messenger RNA, 658 nt
Organism: Drosophila albomicans
Lineage: Eukaryota; Metazoa; Arthropoda; Insecta; Diptera; Drosophilidae
Product: S-phase kinase-associated protein 1-like
Exons: 2
Coding region: 135-602 (155 amino acids)
Biological process (GO): SCF-dependent proteasomal ubiquitin-dependent protein catabolic process
Cellular component (GO): nucleus; cytoplasm
Molecular function (GO): cullin family protein binding
Source: RefSeq, a predicted model, not a curated record